AUGGAUACAUCGCAACAUUAUAAUCGUCAUCAAUUACCAUCAUUUCCUGUAACUGUUAAAAUUGAACUUUGGAUUCAAGAAGUAACAUCAGUUUCAGAAAUGUCAGAAGAUUUUGAAAUAGAUUUAUAUGUUAAUGAAUAUUGGGAAGAUCCCGCUUUACAAUAUGAUUAUAUGAGACCUUGUAAAGGAAAUUUAACAUUUGAUUAUAAUAUGUGGGAUGAAAUAUGGAUUCCAAAUACAUGUUUUAUUAAUACAAAAAGUGCAGAAAUUCAUAGUUCUCCAUUUCGAAAUGUUUUUUUAAUGGUAUUCCCUAAUGGAUCUCUUUGGUCAAAUUGGAGAAUUAAAAGUAGAGGACCAUGUGAAGUAGACUUAAGACACUUUCCUCUUGAUUCAAUUUCUUGUUAUUUAACUUUUGAAUCAUAUAAUUAUAAUCAAAAAGAAGUUCAUAUGGUAUGGCAUCCAGAAGUCCCUGUUUCUUUAUCAAAAAAUAUAACACUUCCUGAUUUUGAUUUGGUUCAUUUUAAUCAUGUCGCAAUAACAAAACAAUAUGCGGCUGGGAAUUGGGAUGAAUUGACGGUGUCUUUCAUGUUUAGAAGACGAUACGGGUGGUAUUUACUACAAGGAUAUAUUCCCACAUACAUGACAGUUUUUAUUAGUUGGAUUCCAUUUUAUUUAGGACCAAAAGCUAUACCUGCAAGAACAAUGAUUGGUGUAAAUGCAUUAUUAGCAAUAACAUUUCAAUUUGGUAAUGUUAUUAGAAAUUUACCUAGAGUUAAUUAUGUUAAAGCAAUAGAUGUUUGGAUGUUAUCAGGAAUUGGUUUUGUAUUUGCUUCACUUGUUGAAUUAGCAAUUGUUGGAUAUGUUACACGAAAUGAUGAAAAAAUAUGUAAAAUGAAUAAUGUAACAAAGAAAAAAAAGAAAAAAAUUACAAAUAAAAUCAAUUGUGAACAAUUAGAUUUAUUAUCUAGAAUACUAUUUCCUGCUGUUUUUACAUUUUUUAAUUUAAUAUAUUGGGGAGUUUACAUGAAAGGACUGAGAAAUAAUUUUUAA
Molecule: messenger RNA, 1050 nt
Organism: Strongyloides ratti
Lineage: Eukaryota; Metazoa; Nematoda; Chromadorea; Rhabditida; Strongyloididae
Product: Gamma-aminobutyric acid A receptor/Glycine receptor alpha family and Neurotransmitter-gated ion-channel transmembrane domain and Neurotransmitter-gated ion-channel family and Neurotransmitter-gated ion-channel ligand-binding domain-containing protein
Exons: 4
Coding region: 1-1050 (349 amino acids)
Biological process (GO): regulation of membrane potential; chemical synaptic transmission; chloride transmembrane transport
Cellular component (GO): membrane; neuron projection; synapse
Molecular function (GO): extracellular ligand-gated monoatomic ion channel activity; chloride channel activity; transmembrane signaling receptor activity
Source: RefSeq, a predicted model, not a curated record